ACAACAAUUCCUCCGCUAGCAGCACCCAUGGCCCGCCAUCGUACCACACACCACAAGCGACGGUGAGGCAUCCACGCACAAGGUUCUUUCCUUAAGCGAGCUCGUAGAGGAAGUUCUCCGUCGCGUUGAUGGCUUGAAGAGCCUUCUGCAUUCCAGCGCGGUGUCGAGGGAGUGGCUUUAUCUGGCGUCAAGAAAGGAGUUCCAGGCGGAGUUCAUCGCAAACCGCAGCCCCCCUAUGCUUGGGGUCAUCGUGCAGUUGGCUUUGCCUGCGAGCGAAUGGAGGCACCUCCCUCGGCUUCGGAGGCCUCUAUGGAGCUCCUGGACCAUGGAGCUCCAAAGGCUUCGGAGGUCGUAGCGGCGCUCGCCGGGCAGGUUGGUUUCGAGACCGUCUUCGCAUGCGACAGCGCCGAAGUCGUCGUGAGAGAAAGGGGCUGCCCAAGGGGAUACACUAAGCGUACAAUCCUGGGGCCCAUCUCUACAAAUGGUCACUGGCUCCCUCGCGAUGACAUCAUCCAGCACAUCCCUUCCGCCGUCUGUACCUGCUUCGCAUCAUCGACAGCGACAAGGCCUUCUUCGACGGACAUCCUCAGGCGCAUGCUGAGCCAGGCGAGGAGCUCGGCAUGUUCCGUCUUCGCGUCACUGCAGAGCGCGGUGACCGGUGGGUCGUCGAGGUGCGGGAGAUGAGAUAGGAGGCUGAGUUCUGCGGCACAUUUUCAACGCGCAACCAUCACAUGGAGAAGGGGAGCGCAUAAUUUUCAUUUUUCAGAGCAGAAAGAUGUCCUUGUGUGCCGCUCUUGAUUGUUAACCUGCACUCUAUCUACCAUUGCCGAAGU
This is a messenger RNA of Triticum aestivum (bread wheat), 833 nucleotides long. RefSeq lists its product as uncharacterized. Lineage: Eukaryota; Viridiplantae; Streptophyta; Magnoliopsida; Poales; Poaceae. The record is from RefSeq and is a predicted model, not a curated record. The transcript has 2 exons. The coding region runs from base 277 to 684 and encodes 135 amino acids.